Molecule: messenger RNA, 1251 nt
Organism: Linderina pennispora
Lineage: Eukaryota; Fungi; Kickxellomycota; Kickxellomycetes; Kickxellales; Kickxellaceae
Product: PLC-like phosphodiesterase
Exons: 4
Coding region: 1-1251 (416 amino acids)
Biological process (GO): lipid metabolic process
Molecular function (GO): glycerophosphodiester phosphodiesterase activity
Source: RefSeq, a predicted model, not a curated record
AUGGAGCAGACGCGCAUGUACCAGCCCCACCGGUCGUUCUCACGCACCCCGAUUAUCACACUAUCAGUUAUUUCUAUAGCCCUAGUCGCUCUAAUCACAAUCCACAGAAUGAGGAUCCACGCACUCGCCUCCGCGUCGCUGGCCAUCAUCGGCACCACAUCAGCCUUCAUCGACGACACGCGCGAUCUCAAACGGCAGCUCGUUGGGCACCGCGGCGAGAAGGCAUUCAUGCCCGAGCACUCUCUCGGCUCGUACUGGCAGGCCGCGCUCGAGGGCGCCGACUUCAUUGAGCCCGACCUGACUCUGACCAAGGACGGCCACCUGGUUGUCAACCACAACGAGUGGAUUGGCGACCUGACCAACGCCAAGGAGAUCCCUGAGCUGCAAAAGUACCGGCGCAACCUCACGUGGACCGACGACGACGGCACGUUCCAUGACAUCAAGAACGAGUACUUUAUCCACGACAUGACCCUGGAGGACAUCAAGAAGGUGCGCACACACCAGGCCAACAUGACGUUCCGCCCGCAGAUCUACAACGGCUACUUUGGGCUGCUGACUUUCGAGGAGUACCUGCAGACGAUCCGCGAGCUGACCGUCAAGCUGGGCCGCCCGUUCGGCCCGCUACUUGAGGACCGCGCCAUCAUUACGCUGAACCACUACGGCUGGGCCAAGAUCACCAAGAAGAUCAACACCGCGGCUCACAAGGACCUGAAGCUGGCGCCAGUCAAGCCGCUGCCGGCCGGCACCAAGGUCGGUCCCUCGGUCUGGCAGUGCUUUGACCAGGACACGGCAAAGUAUCUGUCCAGCCACACUGAUGUGCCUGUCGUUGCCCUGAACGAGAACACGCCUGCUUUCUUCACGCCCAAGGGUCUCGACCAGGUUGCCAAGUACGCCAAGAUCGUCUCACCGUGGAAGGACUUUCUUUGUCACUGGCGCCGAGGCCUAUCUGAAGUCGCAGAACAUCACCUGGGAUCCAAGGAGAUCAAGCGCCUUGGUGGCUUCAUCGCGCCCGACCAGCUGGCCAAGGAGAUCCACAAGCGCGGAAUGACGAUCUCGCCGUACACGUUCUACGACUCGCACCAGAACAUGCUCGGAUUCUGCCCCAAGAACAAGACCGAGGAGUUCUUCUACUUCUUUGACCAGGGCAUGGACUACAUGUUUGUCGAGGACAUUGUCGAGGCAAACGUCCUGCGCAUCCUCUACGCCAACAAGCUGGAGAACCAGCAGCGCAAGGGCUACUAUGCUGCUUAA